This is a messenger RNA of Xenopus laevis (African clawed frog), 414 nucleotides long. RefSeq names its product 1,2-dihydroxy-3-keto-5-methylthiopentene dioxygenase-like (gene adi1.S). The record is from RefSeq and is a predicted model, not a curated record. NCBI's taxonomy places the organism in Eukaryota, Metazoa, Chordata, Amphibia, Anura, Pipidae. The coding region runs from base 1 to 414 and encodes 137 amino acids. The transcript has 4 exons.
AUGGAAGAGAUCCAGGAAGGGCAGCGUAUAUAUUUUUUGGUGUUUGAUAAAUACGAGUCUGAUCCAGAGCUGGACAAGAUCCUGAGGGAAAACCAUUGGAUGGAUAUAAUGACCAUAUACAAAGACACACUGCUGAAUUACGAGGAGAAGCUAAAAAUCUUUUUUGAGGAGCACUUGCACCUGGAUGAUGAAUUUCGCUACAUCCUUGAAGGCAGCGAUUACUUUGAUGUCAGAGACAAGGACAGCGCUGUGCGCACCAGAUCACGGCUGCCCGUAGCUCUCACUCGUAUCGACUCCUCGUACCGCAUCUCAUCUCAACGUGCUGUUCCCCUGCUCGUGAGCGUAUCAAGCUCUGCCCCCAUCACCAUGGGAACCGGACGCUCAACCUUUAGGUACGGUAUUUUGGGAGAUUGA